AUGAUCACCAUCUUCGUACUCGUCGCCCUGACGGGUCUCACGUUUGCUAACCCACUUGAUUUGCAACCCCGAGAAGACGUCAAAGAGGAUAACUUUGAUCUUUGUAGACUCUUGGGAUGUCAUCGGCCGCGCACUGUCACCUGGACACUGGUAUAUACCAUCACGUCUACGGCUACAUCUUCAGCCACAGCCACAGCAACAGCAACUAUAACCACCACUCUGGACUGCUCGCCAUCUGCAUCCACCACGCUCAGGACUACGGCUACGACAUCUGACUUUACUUCUACCGGAACCUCAGCUCCUACAUCGACUUCACCCGAUACCACGGCUUCGAUUGAUACCACCUCUGCCGACACGGCAGCCCCGACUGAUAUCACUACGUCGACUGAUAUCACUACGUCGACUGAUAUCACUACGUCGACUGACACCACUUCGGCCGACACCACAGCUGCUCCCACAACUCUGACUGAUGCUUCAACUGAUGUCAGUGGCUCAACUGGUGCCACCACCUCGACUGGCGUGACCAUCUCGACCAACACUACUUCAACUGGUGUCACGGCCUCGAGCGACAUCACCAUCCCAACUUACACGGCUUCAACAACUGAUUUCACCACUUCUGCUGACACAACUACUUCGACCGAAGCCGCAACUUCAGGCACCACCACGGCAGAAGCCACAGACACCACCACAGCAGCCGCCAGCACAUCAUCAUCAUCAUCAUCGACCACGGGCCUCCAAUCCCCCCUAUCCACACUAGUCCCCUUCAACUGCUCCGCAGACGCCUUCUUCAUCCAGGACCGCCACCUCCUCAGCGUCAACCUCCAGACGGGCGAGAAAAAUACCCUGUCCUCCAGCGUCGGCGGCUCCUCCGCCCGAGUCAGCGCCAUAGGCUUCAACCCCCUCGACAACUUCAUCUACGGGCUCCAGAACAAGACGGUCGUCCGGGUCGGGCACGACGGCGCCCUGCAGCGCGUGGCCGAGGGCGACAUGGCCGCCAACGCAGGCGACGUCGACAGCAACGGCCAGCUCUACUACACCGCGGGCGGCAGGGCCUGGGCCCGGGUCGACCUGAAGCCCGGGUCCGCGCGGUACGGGCAGGUCGUGGCCAGGGGCACGUCCGACUCGAGCGCCCUGCCGGGGAACCUGGCCGCCGGGGACUGGGCCUUCACGCCCGCCGCGCCGGGGUACCUGCACAGCGUGGCCGUGGACGACCGCGGCCUGUACCUGGUGAGGUGGGAUCUGGCCUCGCACCGGUGGGAGGUCAGGCACAAGGGCUUGCCGGGCUUCGGCAUCCGGGACGGCGUGUUUGGCGCCGUCGUCGCCACGAGCGACGGCGUCCUGUACGCCUCGCAUAACCGGAGCGGCGUCGUCUUGAGGAUCCCGCUCGACGACCCCGAGGACACGAGGAAGGUCAAAGUGCUGGUGCCCAGGGCGGGCUUCAGCGACGGCUGUAGGUGUGCUUCGAUGCCGGAUGUCGCGGUUUGA
Metarhizium brunneum ARSEF 3297 is the source of this 1485-nucleotide messenger RNA. RefSeq lists its product as uncharacterized. NCBI's taxonomy places the organism in Eukaryota, Fungi, Ascomycota, Sordariomycetes, Hypocreales, Clavicipitaceae. The record is from RefSeq and is a predicted model, not a curated record.